GACAUUAGACGUCUUAAAUCAGUCAUUUAGCUACUACUGUGAAUCAUAUGUGUUCUGCUAUAAGCUGUGGGUCUUAUUACUUCUCCGAGUGGUUCGGGAGAAGCGCACAGCGCCGAAGACUAACGGAGAAAACUGAAGGGCUGCUGUGCUGUGGCUGUCAGCGGAAACAGGAAGACGAGCUGCGACUGAAACCAACGAGAGAGGAGUUUCCGUGGGAUUUGAGGAGAGGAGAAGUAAUUCGGCUGGCUUGAGAAUGACGGGCAAAUCUGUGAAAGACGUUGACCGCUACCAGGCUGUCCUCACGUCCCUGCUCGCCUUGGAGGAGAACAAGUUCUGUGCUGACUGCCGAGCCAAAGGUCCAAGAUGGGCAUCCUGGAAUUUGGGAAUCUUUAUCUGUAUCCGAUGUGCAGGAAUACACCGGAAUCUCGGUGUACACAUAUCACGUGUCAAGUCUGUUAACCUGGACCAGUGGACCCAGGAGCAAAUUCAGUGUGUGCAGGAAAUGGGGAAUGCCAAGGCACGGCGGCUCUAUGAGGCUUUUUUACCUGAGUGCUUCCAGCGUCCGGAGACAGACCAAGCUGCAGAGGUAUUCAUCCGGGACAAGUAUGAAAAGAAGAAAUAUAUGGACAAAUGCAUUGAUAUCCAAGCCUUUCGAAAAGAGAAGAGUGAGGCAAUAACAAAAGAGGCGCCUGUUGUUUUUGAGAAGAUGAAGCUGAAGAGGGAGGAGCCUCAGCAGUUCAAGAGCACUCCAAAGAAGCAGUCCCACUCUGUAAAUGACCUUUUAGGACUAGAUGCUCCUCCAGUGCCUGUGGCAAAUGGAAAGGCCAGUCCUGAGCAGAGCCCAGCGUUGGAUUUGUUCAGUUCCUUGCCUGCUGCCAACUCAAACUCUGCCAAGAGUACACCUGCAUCUGGCUCCGUUUCCAGCUCCAUGCCCAAAGGCCGGGUAGCAGCAUCAGUACCAGAGAACCUCAGUCUUUUCCUGGACCCACCUGCCAAAAGUGAGGAGAACAGCAAGAAAAUGUCCAAAGACUCCAUCUUGUCUCUAUAUAGCAGCGUAACACCUCAGACUAACAUGGCUGCUCAUGCUGGAAUGUACAUGGGAGCAGCCCCAAUGGGCUAUGCCCCUGCUGCUGGGUACGGACAUUACCAGGCUCUGGCCACUCAGCAAGGCAUGAUGGGAACCAUGAUGGCCCCACAAGUGAACAUGAUGGGACAGCCAGGCAUCAUGGCACAGUCAGCAGUGGCUGCCCCUACUCCUUACAUGGGGGGAGUGCAGGGGGGCAUGAUGGGAGUUCAGAGUGGCGUGAUGGGGGGUGUAGGGCCACUGCCCCAGCAACCAUAUGCAGUGCACCAGGCCCAGCAGCUGCAGUGGAACAUUGCACAGAUGACUCACCACAUGGCAGGCAUGAACUUUUACGGUGCCAACAACGUAAUGGGAUACGGGCAGCCCAUGGGAGGGGCAUCUGCUCCCAACACCAAUCAUGUGCUUGGCUCACAUGUAUGGAAAUGAGUGUAAGCAAGUCGUGAAGUCAGAAUGGGUGGGCUCGGGGGCUGCGCAAUAAACUGUAAGAGAAUGGUGGGAAGUCUGCACACACUCUUCAUCAAACAUUCAGAGACUUGUGUCCAUGAUGAAGAGGGAACGCUGUUUGAGAGAAUUAAGAGGAAGAGUCUCUACCUCCCCCCUUGUUAUAGCCAUUUUCUUGUUUGAUGCCCAGGUGUGAUGUGGCCCAUAUGUCCGGCUUUUAUCUGUAACAUGUUAUUCUGGGCCUCACUGCUCUCUUCAGCUACACCCAACCCACAGCAACAGUUUCAGUUCCCUUGACUCACAUUAGCUAUAUCUUUUGGUUGCAUGUGGGAGGGAAGAUGUACCUCAGUAGUUGGGUCAUGAAUACUUUCUGAGAUAA
This is a messenger RNA of Pygocentrus nattereri (red-bellied piranha), 1904 nucleotides long. RefSeq names its product small ArfGAP2 (gene smap2). The record is from RefSeq and is a predicted model, not a curated record. The transcript is spliced from 11 exons. Gene Ontology annotation, biological process: regulation of clathrin-dependent endocytosis. NCBI's taxonomy places the organism in Eukaryota, Metazoa, Chordata, Actinopteri, Characiformes, Serrasalmidae. Gene Ontology annotation, molecular function: GTPase activator activity. The coding region runs from base 254 to 1510 and encodes 418 amino acids.